CCUGGUGAACGUCGUUUGAGUCUUCGCGGCUUAGGAUUUCCCAUCUCGAGAGGCUCUGGUACCUACGACCAGGACAUUACCAUUAUCGAUCGGAAAUCGUCUGUUAACCAGGAAACAGGAAGAAAAGUACCUAACCUAGUAGCCCUACCUGCUAUAUCUUUUGCGUACUAUCUAUCCCGUCACGAAGCCCUCUGGGACGAAUUCCGAAAUGAAUUCACGUGAGGGUAGAAUAAAUUUGACUACCAGGUUACACGAGUGACGUCUACGCCACGUAUGCCAACCUUUAUAUUCCAUUGUAGGAUACGGUCUUCCAGCCAUUUUGUCCAUCUCCAGUCACAUUUCCUUUUACCCUGAUUACCAUAGCAAAGAGCCACGAUAUUCACUUUUUUAUAGCGACUGUAUACAUGGUCUCCGGUAUACACAGAAAGACACACAAUGCGGUAAAAUCCAAAAUCGUUAUGCAAGAACAGAAGUAACGGAGGUUGCGAUAACGUUACUGUAUACCGAGAACGUGAUUACGUUUCACGAAUAAAAAGAAACGUCAGUAGCAAUAUGUAUGUCUGUAUAUAUAUAUAUAUAGAACAGGGGAUAACGUAGCCUAUUCAAAAUACCACGUGCGUUAGUUAAUAGCGAGAAAUUGGUGAAACUGAGUUCCAGUACCAUAUUGGGAAUACUAAUUACAUUAACGCAAAGCAUAUAGCUGGUAUUAUCGAUAGUCAUGAUUAAAUAGAUUACGUAACGUUACCAAAUCUCAUAUUGGAUUGGUUAGUUCACUGCUCGUACAUCCAUGAUGGGAAUUGAUAGAAGAGUCCAAAUCUGAAUUUUCAAGGGUGAACGAGACGACGGGAUUGUUAACCUUACGAAAAGUGCCGUCCUUACUUCUAAAGUCAAAUGGCUACGUGCACCGUACGGAUAUCAAAUCUUUUGUAUCCUUUUCUUUUUUUUCCACUUGUCAUUUUUCAACAGUCCACAACGGUCUGAGCGCAUAGAGAUUACACAGGAGAUUCAAGGCGUUUCUCGAUCUCCGGUUGUGCGGUAGAGGCGCUGCAGUCGCUUCCGUUUUCAUAGCACUCAGCUAUUUACGGAAUUCUAGUAUGCAGCGUAGUAGCAGCAGCAUCGAUAGGAAAGGGCGAGUGAAUUGCGUCGAGUACUAGAGAUCUUCAGAUUGGCAUUCCGCGUGGUGGCAAGCUUAUAUUUAAAUAUUAUUUUACGUGAAUUUUUCAUCGCCUGCUGGGUACCUGCUAGCUUUUAUUUUUUGGACUCUUUCUAUCCCGAGACCGAAAGGGAGCAUCGACGCCGAUAGAGACUGAAGAAUGAUUUUCCUGGUUAGCGCUGGAUUUCACGAGGUCAGAGAUGCGAAUCUAUAUAGGGAAGAGCGAGUUUUCCUUUGUGAAAAAUUGCAGCUUGACGCUCAAUGACCUUUUAGAAUCGAAUUGAACCCUCGCUUUAUCAGCUGCCAAGAGAUAUCGUAGGACUACAGAAGGCGGUACGGGAUUUGACGUUUUCUUCUUCUUCUUCUUCUUUGACUUCUUUCCGCUAUCGCCAAGAUAGGAGACCCACCGAGAGACCACUUUCUAUAGGUUGUUCCGUGUAUACGUAUAUAAACGUUGUUUCGCCCAGUCUCAAGAUAGAUUCUGAGAACCUCCAAGCAGAUCGGCGUUUCGCAUUGCAAUGCCGAUUAUUUCCCUAUAUACAGCCCGAAGCCCGAAAACUUUUUCGAAAGCUACUCGAACAAGGUACCGACUGAUUCCAUUCGUUUUCCGACGUAUAGAAAGGAGCUCCUUGACGUACUGGACUUUCGGAACGGUCGGUCCUUUUCACGUGUGCCAAAGUGACUCGUAUUAUGGGCACCUACGAUUGUUAGAAAAAGGUCGGAAACCCGAUCCUAAAUGUCGAUAAGGUAGACACCUUGCCACUGGGAUUUCAAGUAAGCUUUUUUCCUUCUCCUUUUUUUCUCCCACACUCGGCAUACUUCACCAUACGGAGCAAGUCCCAGGGGUUUCCGAUCACGGCCUCGCAUGUCCACAUAUGCUUAUAAGCUCAUACGUUCGGCGUCUCGCGUGCUUUAGCAUACGUCGAAUAACCUCAACAGAUUCGCUCGUGUAAAUAUUCGGCUGAACGCGUCUCGAACCUUGAAUUUUCACGACUCUCCGUACGUUACAUAUCGAUUCCGUCAUCUUCACGUUUCAUCUAUCAGCUGGCGCGUGCUUGGAAAACACGAAGAAAAAAAAUUUCAAUUACCAACCCACAAAGCUGUCGGACCCGCUCUUCCAGACGCUAUCGGCUAACGUUAUCACAAAUCUUCGCCAUACUUGACCAACUGCCUAUGAUUUCGUUGCAUCAUUACCGAUCCCUCUGGAUCUAAUUUACAGGCAUGACUUGCCUUUAUUCGCAUGAGAAGUGACUCGCGAAAAUGGUUAAUCGCGUCCGCUCGAGCGUCGCCCCGAACCCGCAGACAAUAAGCCGGCGCCUACGUAAGAGUUUACCACGUGAUACCGACUGCCAACCAAAGAACAAUGAACACGUGGAGUCGGCCGAAAGGGAAGUAACCCUCUUACCAUGAGAAAAUACAAGGAACAACAGAUUUCAGUGCGGGUAUAUAUACGCCGAAAGGAUGAUUCGCGACUGUCUGGUUUUACUGUGCUGGCUGUGCACGGUGAACGGUAAAAUAGGUUACUUCUGGCACAUUACCGACAUCCACUACGACCCGAGAUAUUCAACUCAUGGAAACACAGGAAGCAUGUGCUGGAACACAAGGAGCAAUAUAGACAGUGGACGCAUUCGAUCUGACCAAAGGCCUCCUGGCAUGUUCGGGGAAUAUAACUGUCAUUCGCCAUGGGCACUUAUCGAAUCAGCAGCACAAGCUAUGAGGGCAAAACACGGCGAAGGAAUUGAAUUCGUCUUAUGGACCGGGGACGCUUUAUCUCACACGGCAGGAAUGAGCGAGGAAUUACGUAUUCAAAGCCUGAAAAAUCUUACCGAUCUUCUCUCUCAUACGUUCACCGGCCAAUUCAUAUUUCCCGCUCUGGGCCACGAAGACACGGGCGUCAACUUCACGCAGAUUGCCCAUCUCUGGCGCCACUGGCUGCCGAACGAAGCUCUUGUCACUUUCAAGAAAACUGGAUUUUACACGAUCGAGCAGCGCUCGGAGAAUUAUCACAUCAUAUUUCUAAAUACAAAUCUUUGGCUGAGCACUUCGUCCAUAAUUGAUAAUCGCGUACCUCAACGUAACGGUGGGCAAGUGAUCGAUCAUUCGGCCGAUCCAAGUGGGCAAUGGACGUGGCUGGAGAAUAAUCUGCGGAAAGCACGCAUCAAAGCGGAAACCGUAUACAUCGUGGGUCACACGCCGCCGGGCGUUUACGAACGCGAAGGCGGAGCCAGCGCUUUGCACGAGAAGCACAAUAAAAGAUAUAUCAGACUCGUUCGCCAAUACUCCGACAUUAUUCGUGGACAAUUCUUUGGGCACUGGCAUUCCGACACCUUUCGUGUAAUCUACAGCGACACCGGCGUUCCGGUUUCCUGGAUGAUGAUGGCGCCUAGUUUAACGCCCAGCAGUCCGGGCGGUCCAAAUAAUCCCGGGUUACGUCUGUACAAGUUCGAAACUAAUACCGGACAGGUUCUAGAUUACAAGCAAUUCUAUUUGAAUCUACCGGACGCCAAUUCCGCCGGCAAAGCAAAUUGGAUUACCGAAUACUCGAUGCUGGCGCAUUACGACCUAAAGGAGAUAACUGCCCUCAGUCUUCAUGAUCUCGCCGACAGAUUCACGCAAUCGUCCGACAGUGCGUUCGUCAGAUAUUACGCAGCGAACACGGUCUCGCUGCCACGCGAAGUCGAGGAAAUCUGGGGCUGCGGCGGUGCGCUCAACGGAGCUUGUGCAUUGCGCCACUACUGUGCGGUGACCCGUCUGAAUCCUGACUCCUACAGGGAUUGUCUCUCCUCUUACGCCGACGCCCUUGCAUCGGUCGGAUCGCAAAGAGUGAGCCCGCUGCACUACGUGCCCUACCUGUUGACCACGUGGCUGGCAUGUCGGUAGGGGAAAGAGUAAGGGGUACCUCGCGCGCUCGAAACUAGCUAAUAUUAUUAUUUAAUGUCGAUAAGUUGGUUUUUUAUUUUUUCACUCAACUUAUAAAGGGGAACAUAACACACGUCACGUAUAGACUGAAAGGAUGGUAAAAAACGUUUUAUACGGAAUCUUACGUACCGACAGCUGUUUUUUUUUUUUUUUGGCGUAUACCACUGUUAUCAAUUUUCACGUUCUUGUGGUUGUUUUUUAUUUAUUAUUUUUUAUACUUGAUUCGGUCACGCAUUACCUCUGUAUAUAUUGUCCCUGGCAACGGCAAUAAAGAUUAUUAUGAUUAUCGUAAGUCGCGCAUACGUGUCGUCGAUUACGAGCGUGACGACGAUAAUGAUGAAUAAUUGUCUUUCGAAUUUUUUUAGUCCUACGCGUUAUUAUUACCUUUUUUUUUCUUAUUGUCGUUGUAUCUCGUGCUAUAUAAAUUGUAAGGUCAAGAUACGCGCUACGAACGUUAAUUGUAAAUCUUUCGACGGGAUCGUCUAAUGUAUUAGCAAUUAUUAGUGAUAACGAACGAUGCGAUUACACGUGUAUUCGUUUCAACGGUUCGCAUCUGUCAAAGUGGAACUGUUAGAGGAAUAAUUCUGUCUUUUUUUUUCGUCAUUCAUCUUCGCACCCCUUACGUGAACACGUGACCCGUACCACGUGACGAUCCUGCAAUAGGUACUUGCCUGUGCUUCCUUAAAAUACAGCGAGUCGGAAUUAGAUGAGAAUUUACGAGCGAACUGAAAGCUUAUCGAUUACGUAAUCAAGGAGGAAUUGAAUUUUACGCUGCAAUGAGAAAACAAAAAUUUGUUUUAAUUAUACCGAAAAAAAAAAAUCAGCAUCCACAUCUACGGUCCAGCCGCGCAGUACGUUUCAUACCCGUGGGGGGACUCCUGUACGUUGUAUUACACAGAGAGUUGGCACCUCGAUAACGAAAAACGAUCGCGCGGCUCCGUCGUGGACGCUUUGAUCGAUGUCGAUAAAAUCAUCAUAAAUUUCCAAGUCACUUUUGUCGUUCAGCCUUGUAUUACGGAUAUCCUGUGUCUAUUCGCGAUCACGUGCGUAGGUACAUAACCGUACGCGUGUCAGGCUGUGUCUGCGUAAUCCUCAGUGAAAUAUGCGACGGAACGAUAAAGCAUGAAUUUCACGAGGGACCGUAAAGCCGCAGGAGAGACAGAGACAGAGAAGAGAGAGUGAGAAGUCAAUAGCAGCCGUUUAAAAAGAAAAAAAAAAAAAAAUACAAAACCCAAAAAAAAAAACAUUAUUCCAAAAAGAAGAAAAAAAAUGAUGAAAAUAAAAUAAAGCGUGUCGUUGUCGUUAAGCUAAUAAUGUAAUCUAUCCUGUAUAUGUAUGUACGAUUAAGAGACCUUAGUUUCUUACGUCGCGUUAAUUAAGCGUAAAGACAUCGUAAUGCAUAAGCGUGUCGUAGCGACGGCUGCAGGAAGUCACCUGUACAGGCGAUUCUCGAAUGAUCGUCAAUUCGCCGUAUCGUUCGGCCUAGUUGGCGCCGUUUAACGCCGAUCGACUGUCAUCGACUACGUUAAAUGGUCGGAAUCAAAUUAGUACCGACACGUUUCCACGCACGUACGUGCUAUCAUAUCCCCACAGUCAUUUACCUUGAGCACCGUGAACCCCUGACCCCGAUCCCCGAUCACGCUCAUCGUCAUACAAUCAUUUUGCCGAAUGACAGAGGAGACGCCCGUGUAACGCGACGCCAGGCGUCCGACGUGCAUUACGUGAUAUCACUGUGGAAAAGCCGCGUUCUCACCGAACCGCCAACAGUCGUCGGGCCGUUUGACACGUGAUCGCAAUGCGAUCUCUGUAAAGUCCCAAUAGAAUCGUCAUCCGCUAUCGAUCGACAUGGUUAAUCUCGUGGCAUUGAAUUUUACAUGAAAAUUAAUGAUAAGGAAUACCAAAAAAAAAAAAAAAAUGUACGUGAAUUUAUCAUCGGCCGUAAAAGCCAAUCGAUUAAUUUUAGAA
Messenger RNA from Cephus cinctus (wheat stem sawfly), 6037 nucleotides. RefSeq names its product acid sphingomyelinase-like phosphodiesterase 3a. The transcript has 10 exons. Lineage: Eukaryota; Metazoa; Arthropoda; Insecta; Hymenoptera; Cephidae. The record is from RefSeq and is a predicted model, not a curated record. Gene Ontology annotation, molecular function: hydrolase activity. The coding region runs from base 2615 to 4033 and encodes 472 amino acids.